GCUCAUACGGGGAGGUCGCCAGGAGGCUGGAGUUGCUAGUUGGAGCUACAAGGUUUUGGAAAACGCCGCAAAACCUGCUUUACACCUUCUGCCAUGGACGGGAUAUAAUGUUUUCACGACGAAUGGAGCUAUUCUUCAGCAUGAUCGGCUUUGGGUACCAGUGAAACUUGGUUGACAUGGUGAAUUGAGAUGAAAUCGAAGUUCCUUGCUGGACAACCAGGAGAGCUAACAUUAUUCACACUGAUGGACCUAACCCAGCCAGGCGACGUAUUAACUCAGCAACUAAGUUAGUCCGGAGUUGUAGUUCAAACCCUCGCGUUUACACUAGGCAUAUUUCUUAUUUAUGUAAUAAGUUUGACUUAAUGUUCUGUGUGAUUCAUCAAUGAGCUAAUGUAACGUUAUUUGAUAGCUGUGUUUUAGUCACUGCCAGUGUCGCUAACGUUAGAUAGCAUUGGAGAGCUAUUCUUCAAACGGGCAAUAACGUUAACAAAGCUAGCAAAGACACUACAACUAGGAUAAAUCAUGACAGAUUGAUUUUGUUAAUGCACAGUCUGUUCAUUGCACGCAAGUACAGUUGGUGAGUCAAAAAAGAGGAAUUAAGUUUUUGUCAUGAGAUGAAAUUCAGGACUAAGUGAGGAUUGACUUGCCCUUGCACUGUUUUGGACCCAUAGUUAGUUAGCUUGCAGGCUAACUAGCCAACUGCCAGUCUAGUCGUCAAACAAACCAACUGGUCAAUGUAUUUUAAGUCUGUGAUAAGUAACGUUAACGUAGCUAGCGGUAGACAGCUUAGCAGUCUUGGCACAUAAGCCGGUGGAUAAAAGGACCUAAGAGGCGUAACCACAAUGCAGAACACCGCCAAUCAGUAGAAUUACGCGUUAUUGCCUUCAUCACUGGAAUAGUUGCGACCUGUCAUAACAUUUCAAAUAUGUAACGGGCUGUUUAGAAAAUAAACUCCAACAGAAGCCCACCCAUUGCUCAACGUGUUAGCUUACUGCUAGCUAACUUCAGGGGGAUGAGUCUUUUGCUUUAACGUUAGCCAACAUAACGUUUAUCAACGUGGCUUAGCUAAUAGCUUACAGCUACCUCAGUUGCAGAGUAGUGAUAUCACCCUGGAUAUUUGGACACAGUUUGUCUGAAGAAACAUCCUUGGGUUGAAAGCAAAAAUGUCGGGGGAAGUUCGUUUGAAAAAGCUGGAAAAGCUGGUCCUGGACGGCCCUGUCCAGUCCAAUGGACAGUGCUUCAGCGUGGAAACCCUUCUGGAUAUUCUUAUUUGCCUGUACGACGAAUGCUUCAACUCCCCGCUGCGAAGAGAGAAGAACAUAGCGGAAUUUAUUGAAUGGGUCAAGCCGUUCACCUCCAAAGUGAAGCAGAUGCGGCUACAUAAGGAGGACUUUGAGAUCUUGAAGGUGAUUGGCCGAGGAGCCUUUGGAGAGGUUGCCGUGGUGAAGGUGAGGAAUGCAGAUAAAGUGUUCGCCAUGAAGAUCCUCAACAAGUGGGAGAUGCUGAAGAGAGCUGAGACGGCGUGCUUUCGGGAGGAACGGGACGUGCUGGUCAACGGCGACAACCAGUGGAUCACCACGCUGCACUACGCCUUCCAGGACGACAACUUCCUGUACCUGGUGAUGGAUUACUACGUGGGCGGUGACCUGCUGACCCUGCUCAGUAAGUUCGAGGACCGUCUGCCGGAGGACAUGGCUCGCUUCUACCUGGCCGAGAUGGUGCUGGCCAUCCACUCCGUCCACCAGCUGCACUACGUCCACAGGGACAUCAAGCCAGACAACAUUCUUCUGGACGUGAACGGACACAUCCGCCUGGCAGACUUCGGCUCCUGCCUCAAACUGAUGGAGGAUGGCACGGUGCAGUCGUCUGUGGCGGUGGGCACCCCUGACUACAUCUCCCCAGAGAUCCUGCAGGCCAUGGAGGAGGGGAAGGGGCGAUAUGGGCCCGAGUGUGACUGGUGGUCGCUAGGGGUCUGCAUGUACGAGAUGCUCUAUGGGGAGACGCCUUUCUACGCAGAGUCCCUUGUGGAGACCUACGGCAAGAUCAUGAACCACAAGGAACGGUUCCAGUUCCCAGCGCAGUCGGAGGUGUCUGAGGACGCCAAGGACCUGAUCCGACGGCUGAUCUGCAGCCGAGAGCAUCGUCUGGGCCAGAACGGCCUGCAGGACUUCAAGCAGCACCCUUUCUUCACAGGCAUCGACUGGGACAACAUCCGCAACUGCGAGGCCCCCUACAUCCCCGAGGUCAGCAGUCCGUCCGACACGUCCAACUUCGACGUGGAGGACGACUGCCUCAAGAACACGGAGACCAUGCCCCCUCCCUCUCAUACUGCCUUCUCUGGACACCACCUUCCUUUUGUGGGUUUCACCUACACCAGCAACUGCACGCUGUCGGACCGCGGCUGCCUGCAGGAGUUGGGGGGCCCCGCCCCGAUGGACGUCGGGGUGCAGCGCAGCCUGGAGGAGAGCCUGGCGGUGGAGGCGUACGAGCGACGGCUGCGCAGGCUGGAGCAGGAGAAGCUGGAGCUCAGCCGCAAGCUGCAAGAGGCCACUAAGACGGUGCAGUCCCUGCAGUACUCAAGUGGAGAUGGACCCGUCAGCACCACCAAGGAGUUUGAGAUCCAUGGCCUCAAGGAGGAGAUCGAGGGCCUUAGGAAACAGAUUGCAGACUCGGGGCACCUGGAGCAGCAGCUGGAGCAGGCGGGCGCGGCGCGGCGGGACCUGGAGGAUUCGUCCCAGCGGCUGCGCUCACUCGAGAAGCAGAUCAAGAGCGUCAAGCAGGAGAGGGACGACAUACAGAAGGAGCUGGCGGAGCAGAGCGAGCGUGUGAAGUCCCAGGGCAAGGACCUGAAGGAGGCGCACAGCCAGAGGAAGCUGGCCAUGCAGGAGUUCUCGGAGAUGAGCGAGAAGCUGACCGACCUGCGCUCCACCAAGCAGCGCCUGGCCCGCCAGCUCCGCGACAAGGAGGAGGAGAUGGAGGCGCUCGGCCACAAGACCGAGGCCCUCCGCCAGGACGUGCGCAAGACCGAGAGGGCCAAGAAGGAGCUGGAAGCACAGGCUGAGGAGCAGGCUGCGGAGGCCCAGAAGGAGAAGAAGCAGAGAGAACGCAGCGAACAGUACAGCAGACAACUGGAGGAGGAGCUGGAGAUGAUGAAGCAGAAGCAGAUGGGUCGUGCUCCGAGCGCGUCGUCGCCCCCUGAGCAGCAGCAGGAGUUGGGCCGUCUCCGCGGCGACCUGGAGAAGCAGACGGUCCUGCACGAGGAGGAGCUGGCGCGGCGCGAGGCGCAGUACGCCGGCGAGCUCAAGAGCCUGAGGAAGGAGCUGCACGACACGGACGCCCAGCAGAUGGCGCUCAAGAAGGAGAUCAUGGUGCUCAAAGACAAGCUGGAGAAGACGCGCAGAGAAAGCCAAAGUGAGCGUGAGGAGUUUGAGACGGACUACAAGCAGAAGUAUGAGAGGGAGAGAGUCCUUCUCACCGAGGAGAACAAGAAGCUCUCCAGUGAACUCGACAAGUUGACAUCCCAGUAUGAGAAGCUGAGUGCGGGUAAUAAGCAGCUGGAGGAGGAGCUGAGAGAACUGGCCGACAAGAAGGAGAGUGUCGCCCACUGGGAGGCCCAGAUCACGGAGAUCAUCCAGUGGGUGAGUGAUGAGAAGGAUGCUCGCGGCUACCUGCAGGCUCUGGCCACCAAGAUGACUGAGGAGCUGGAGGGACUGAGGAGCAGCAGCCUGGGAGCCAGGGGGACGGACAUGCCGUGGAAGAUGCGUCGGCUGGCCAAGCUGGACAUGUCGGCCCGGCUGGAGCUGCAGUCCGCCCUGGACGCCGAGAUCAGAGCCAAGCAGGCCAUCCAGGACGAACUCAACAAGGUCAAGGCCGACAACAUGAGCACUGAGUGCAAACUGAAGGACUCUGAUGACAAGAAUCAGGAGCUCCAGGCUGAGAUCGAAAGGCUCAAACGUGAAACUGAGGAGCUGCGCAUGGGAAAGGGAGUAAAACACCAGGACUCUCAGAAUUCCUUCCUUGCCUUCCUGAAUGCACCUACCUCUGCGUUGGAUCAUUUUGAUAUUGACUCCAUUGAUAACUUCAGCCUGUCCAACACCCCGUCGCGUGAGGACGAUGCCAAGUCUGGCCAGCUCAUCUCACGCUCGCGCUCCCCCUCCACCACCAGCGAUGUGGAGCCCAUGGAGGGGACUGAGCGUACUGCUACCCCAACCAUGCGGUCUACGUACAGUGGGUCCAGCCUAGGACCAAAGCCGCGUGCCCAUCAGUUUGUGGUGAAGUCCUUCAACACCCCCACCAAGUGUGGCCAGUGCACCUCCCUCAUGGUGGGCCUCAUCCGGCAGGGAUGCACCUGCGAAGUGUGCAACUUCUCGUGUCAUGUGACCUGUGCGGACAAGGCCCCGGCGGUGUGUCCGAUCCCCCCUGACCAGACCAAAGGCCCUCUGGGCAUCGACCCCCAGAAGGGCAUCGGCACUGCCUACGAGGGACACGUGCGGGUUCCGAAGCCGGCGGGUGUGAAGAAGGGCUGGCAGCGAGUGCUUGCGGUGGUGUGUGACUUCAAGCUGUUCCUGUACGAGGUGGCCGAGGGCAAGGCGGCCCAGCCCAGCGUAGUGGUCAGCCAGGUCAUGGACAUGAGAGAUGAGGACUUCUGUGUCAGCUCUGUGCUGGCAUCUGACGUCAUCCACGCCAACAGGAAGGACAUCCCCUGCAUCUUCAGGGUGACGGCGUCCCAGCUGGCGUCGACGGCGGGCGGCAAGAAGUGCUCCGUGCUCCUGCUGGCCGACAGCGAAUCGGAGCGCAGCAAGUGGGUGGGGCUCCUGAGCGAGCUCCAGCGGCUGCUGCGCAAGAACAAGCUGAAGGAGCGCUCGGUGUACGCGCCCAAGGAGGCCUACGACAGCGCCCUGCCCCUCAUCAAGGGCACGCAGACCGCCACCAUCAUAGAUCAUGAACGGAUAGCUCUGGGGAAUGAAGAGGGGCUGUACGUUAUUCAUGUUACCAAAGAUGAGAUCAUCCGUGUGGGUGACAACAAGAAGGUGCACCUCAUCGAGCUCGUCCCGUCGGAGCAGCUCCUGGCCGUGGUGUCCGGCCGCAACCGGCACGUGCGUCUGAUCUCCGCCUCGGCGCUGGACGGGCGCGAGAGCGAGGCCUACAAGCUGGCGGAGACCAAGGGUUGCCAGGCGCUGUGCUGGGGUCUGAUGCGGCAGGGCGCCACGCUCAGCUGCCUGUGCGUGGCCGUCAAGCGGCAGGUCAUCGUCUACGAGCUGAUCAAGACGCGCACGCGCCAGCGCAAGAUCAAGGAGCUGCAGGCGCCCGCACCUGUCCAGUGGAUGGCGAUCAUGAGCGACAGACUCUACGUCGGCUACCAGGCGGGUUUCAUGCGUUACAGCGUCCAGGGCGACCCGUCCCCGGCGCCCCUGCUGCACCCCGACGACCACACGCUGGGGUUCAUCGGGCAGCUGGGCCUGGACGCGCUGUGCGCCGUGGAGAUCUCCACCAAGGAGAUGCUGCUCUGCUUCAGCAGCGUGGGCGUCUACGUGGACAGCCAGGGGCGGCGCUCGCGCCAGCAGGAGCUCAUGUGGCCCGCCGUGCCCUCCGCCUGCUGUUACAACGCUCCCUACCUGUCAGUGUACAGUGAGAACGCAGUGGACGUGUUUGACGUGAACACCAUGGAGUGGAUCCAGACCAUCCCUCUAAAGAAGGCUCACCCGCUGAACACAGAUGGCUCAUUGAACCUUCUGGGGUUGGAGACGGUUCGCCUCAUUUACUUUAAGAACAAGACAGCAGAGGGAGACGAGCUGGUGGUGCCAGAGACGUCGGAUAACAGCCGCAAGCAGAUGGUGCGCAGCAUGAACAACAAGAGACGCUUCUCGUUCAGAGUACCGGAGGAGGAGAGGAUACAACAGAGGAGGGAGAUGCUGAGAGACCCAGAGAUGAGAAGUAAAUUGAUCUCCAAUCCCACCAACUUCAACCACGUGGUGCACAUGGGACCAGGAGACGGCAUCCAGAUCCUCAAAGACCUGCCCAUGCCGGGCUCCCCCCUGCCCUCCCCCCGCUCCCGCCUCAUCUCCACGCCCACCAGCUUUGAGCAUGUCUAUCACAUGACCCCCCUCUCUGCCGACAACUUCCUGUCUCAAGACUCCAGCGCCCUCUCCUCUCGAUCCCCGUCCCUAAGCUCCGCCCCUGGGACUCCCGCCUCCACCUGCUCUCUGAAUGUCCGGCCCCAGGAGAGCCGGGGGGUUCUGGGAGGUUCCGUCAGCAUCCCCACCAUCGCCAAGACCCGACCGGAACCGGGGCGGUCCAUGAGUGCAAGCAGUGGUCUCGGAACGCGUUCUUCUCAGAACGGCAGUGCUCUGCGGCGGGACUUCUCCGGCGGGAGCUACGGCUCGGGGAAGCGGCAGAUGACCUCCCCCUCAGAAGGCUCGCUGUCCUCAGGGGGCGGCGGCCUAGACUGUGGGGGGGACGCUCCCAUUUCCCAGUUUGACCGUGACGAUUCGGACUCCCCGCGCCACUCGACGGCCUCCAACAGCUCCAACCUGAGCAGCCCCCCCAGCCCUGCCUCCCCCCACAAGCCCAAGUCCCUCUCCCUGGAGAGCAGCGAGCGCAUGGGGUGGGAGACAUGAGUCCCCCCCUCUCCUCGCCAAACCUCCAAACUGACCCCCCCACACACACCCCAUCCAUCCCCCAGAGCUGGGGACUCUGUCACUUUGCGCUGCCCUCACCCCCCCCCCCCUCCAUCAGGCUUCUCUGCUGGGCCUGUGUUCCACUGACCGCUUGGAGGACCUCCGUAUCCCACAAUACCCCUCUUAAUGCUUCGGCCACACGCGGCAGACUGGGCACCCCGAAAAGGACUGAGCACCCUGAAAGACUUUAUGCCCCAGAAGACCGAAGUCUCUGGGAGUGUGUGUGUGUGUGUGUUUCCCCCUGCCUGAUGCACUUGGUUAAUCAGGCUGGGCUGUGUGUGUGUGUGUGUGCGUGCGUGUGUGCGCUUGCUUGUGUGUGUGUGUGUGUGUGUGUGAGAGAGAACAUGUGUUUCAAGGGUUUACUUGCACAGAUGGAUGUGCAACCCCAUUCGACCCCUUGCAAAAAAAGAAGAAGAAGAAGAAAACUACAUUUAAAAAAACAGCCUUGAUGAGUCACCACUGUUUGCCUGCCUGUGGACAGAAGAGGCUCUGGUCGCUGCAAUGGCCAGUGGCGCCCCUCACUAGCCUCCCGUCGCUAACGCUAACUACUCAAACCCCCCCAUAUGAGGGGGUUGAUGGUUUUACACACUGACAGGAGACCGAAAAACAUAACCAGGGGCUGAGGGGAUGACCAUCUCCUCCAUGAAUCCUGUCAGAGAGGCCUCUUCCCAUCUAACCUUCUCCUCUCUGUGUUUUGAGUGAGUGAGCGAGUGAGCGAAGAAACACUGACUGAAAGGCAAAAAAAAAAAAAAAAAAACGUUAAGGUUCUCAGCUGAGAAAAAAAACAAAACUUAAAGCUUUCAUUAAGAACACUAAAUUUGGACCUGGUCUCGACUUUUGCUUCUAUCCUCAGGUGAGAUGCAUACACACACUUACACACACACACACACAAACACACACACACACACACACACACACACACACCUGUGUGUGAUACCUGUAAGUGUGCAGGUGUGUCUCACCUGUAGGCACGGCGGAGCUUGGACGUGUAUAUAGCGUGUGUUUAGAGGAUAAUAUAUUAGCACAGGAAACACUACCCGCAGUGGGAGAGAUCACUGGCGGAUGUCACAGCUAGCUUCUCAUUUGACUUUUUGUGUCAAACGGUUGGAAGUUCCAUCAACACCUGAUGUAAUGAGUGUUUUUUUUUUUUUUUUAAAUAAUUAUUAUUAUUAUUAUUAUUAUUAUUUUUAUUCUUUAAUUUUAUUAUAGGUUGUUAAUCUUCAAGCUCGAGUACACAACCCAUUAGCUAAAGCUGGAUCAGUUAAACAGGAUUUGGCACAGCAUCGAAGAAAAAAAAAAGAAUAUGCUAUUUUAACCAAUUUGGCACAUGUAUGCUGAUUAUCACAAACACACACACACACACACACACACACAAUCACUUGUCCUGUGCAGAAUGUAUUUUGCAGCCUUUUCCCCUUGCUUUGGUUUGCCCUUUCUGAAGCAAUAACGCUAUCUCCAAAGAUGUUAAGUGAGAUCACUACUUAUUUUUAAACUGUUAUUUACAUGUUUCAGUGCUACAUUUUUUGUUUUGUUAUUACAUUAAGUGUGUUUACUAUGAUUGUUUGUUUUUGAGCACCCCACAAGUCAUGAAAACAGAUACCAAAACAUGUUUGAUAUGAUUUAUAUUCAUGUUAUGAAUAAUUUAACCCUGUGAAUUGUUUUCAUUUGUGUCUGAACACUUGAGUUGCUAUUCAUUUGACUGCAUGGGUCACAACGAUUUCUAAGAUCCACCUAGCCACUUCAGUGCACACGGUGCACACCACAUUAACACACACACACACACACACACACACACUCUAGAGUAUACUAGUUUACCACAAAGGUGUGCCGCACCGAGUAUGUGUACCUACAAUGUGCAUAGAGAUGCAUUAUAAUAUUUCAGUGUUAUUUUUGCCUUAUGUGGCUAAUCACUUUGGGACUGGAAGCAGACUGAGCGGAGCUAGGGCCAGGGAUUCAGGAGACGGCAGCCGGUUCUAGAGCGGAACCCUGAACGGGUCCGCUCUGAAGUCUGCCGCCGUCGGGCCGUUUCACGAGCCCCGUGUCCGUCUCCCUGGAUACUAGCACUUAGAGAGGCACGCCACUAUUACUUUUGACCACAGCAUUUAACUACACACCACUGCAGCUGAUCGGCUGACCUUCCGUACUUUUUUUGUCGUCAUUCCAUUUUUUUCACUACAUUCUGGAAUGGUAAGGGACUCACCAUGGCAACUAGUUAUUCCAUAUUUUAUAUGACCUGAAAUCUUUCACAUUCUGACUAUUAGUGAAGCUGAGCUUGGCAGUUUCCAAAUGCAACUUUGUAUCCUUUGACGUGUUGGGGCCUGAAAAGCACAAGCUUGUGUAAGUGGACCAGUUUGGCCAAGUUCAGUAAACAGGUUGUGAAGAACUCAUUUAAAAUAAAAAGAAAAAAGAAAAAGAAAAUAAAAAAACAACAUGGAGUAAUGUAAUCCAUGUGUAGUCUUGCGCAUCGCUGCCUAUUUUUCCUGCGGCGGCGCCAGCAUUUCAAAACAGCACAGCCUCAGAUGGCGCUCAGCCUCCUCGGGGCUGUGUCCUGUGGAUGGGUUCCAAUGCAAAGAGCUGUAUGAAUUCUCGCUAGCAGAGACCAAGGUCAAGAGUUCAGACAGGUGAAACGUGGGUAGGGUAGAAAUACAUUAGCCUGCCGCACUGCUGUACCGCAGGCAACACAUUCCCCUUGUGUUGGCUCAUCUUGUGCUCUGCGGUGCCUGUGUCUUCUGUCUCCAGUCCAAACCCCAUGGUGCAUGUGUGUGUUUGCUUGAGUGCCUGGGUUCCUCCUAGUGUUUUCAAUGCACUGAUGUUUUACACUAGAGCUGUAUGAGAAGCAUUUCAAAGACACUAUGAACCCCCCCCCCCCUCCCCCUCGCGUUUCCGAACAUUUCAUAUCUUAAAAGUCUGAAGGUCACCCCGGCGCCCAACCCAACCCAACCCCAUACCCCCCCCCCCCCCCAACUCAUCCGUACUCAACCGUAAACUAGAAUCAGAAUUCUCUUGAACGUUUUGUCACAAACGUUGUCUUGACGUUGGAGUGUUAUUGAAUCUCGAUAGGUGCCGCUCAUAUUGAUCUGAACGGCAUAAGAGAUUAUGUCACUUCCUCCCACUCUCUCCCUCUUGUGUUGAGAUGAGCUCUGUGCGAUGGGCCUCCUCUGUAGGGCUGACUGACCCAAUUGGUUUGGGUCAAGCCGAAGUUAUGAAAUCGCUAAUAGUGAUGUUGAUGAUAUUGAUGAUGAUGAUGAUGACGAUGAUGACGAUGAUGAUUAUAAACUCAGGUAUGUGAAAACCAAUGAUUUAUUUUUAAAAGCGAAGAGCAAGAGGAGAGAGGAUGAGCUUACGGAAUUAGCGACGUCUCGACCGUUGUCGGUCGUGGCUGUUAAAUAGCAGCGACUAGCGCUUUUGGGUUAAAGUGAGUUGGAAUGAUUUCUGAGGGCAAUGGGAAGUAUGUGAGUAGAAGCAGAGACACUAGAAGACAGUCCCCAGAUGACUGCGGACUAUGGAACAGGCCAGGCCCAGGCCCGUGCCGAAUCCGUUAAAGUCUCAGCUGCGCCCUGGGUUAUGGGCUGAGCCACUAGGUGGCAGUAAAGGGUUUCAGACAGACAACACACACAUUAGCAUUUCAGCGAGGUGUUUAAUUUGCCUUUGGGUGACAUGCUAUUUCAUAUCAUUUUUUUUUUUUUUUUUUAGAUUUUUCUUUUGUUUGUUUGUUUGUUUUUUGUAUGUGAGAAUAUGUACAGUUUUGCAUGUCAUAGGUGUAAUCACUUGUUUUUAGGACAAAAAGCUGGAUUUUCCACCUUCUGUUUAUUAUUAUUAAUAUUAUUAUUAUUAAUAUUAUUAUUAUUAUAUUGAGUUGAUUUGAUUGUGUUUUGAAUGGUUGGCAAGUGAAAACGGACAGCCCACUACAACGAUGUAGAUUCUUUUGUUUUCCUUUGCACAGAAAUAUUUAAGGUGGAAUGUUUUAAGACUUUGGUGUAUGGGACGGGCCACCUCCAUUCUUUCAUGUGGAAAAAAAAGCAUAAUAACCUGACUUUGGCAUAUUUCAAUAAAAUGGGGAACUGUU
Sardina pilchardus (European sardine) is the source of this 10743-nucleotide messenger RNA. It is a transcript of the gene cdc42bpaa, whose product is annotated as CDC42 binding protein kinase alpha (DMPK-like) a. The record is from RefSeq and is a predicted model, not a curated record. Lineage: Eukaryota; Metazoa; Chordata; Actinopteri; Clupeiformes; Clupeidae. Gene Ontology annotation, biological process: actomyosin structure organization; peptidyl-threonine phosphorylation. Gene Ontology annotation, molecular function: protein serine/threonine kinase activity; ATP binding. The coding region runs from base 1164 to 6617 and encodes 1817 amino acids. Gene Ontology annotation, cellular component: cytoskeleton; cytoplasm; actomyosin. The transcript has 39 exons.